Messenger RNA from Ruditapes philippinarum (Manila clam), 3999 nucleotides. RefSeq lists its product as uncharacterized. The record is from RefSeq and is a predicted model, not a curated record. The coding region runs from base 170 to 1120 and encodes 316 amino acids. Lineage: Eukaryota; Metazoa; Mollusca; Bivalvia; Venerida; Veneridae. The transcript has 7 exons.
UAUUCAAUUUCCUAAGUAAACAGUUCAUGCACAAAAUGAAUAUAUUGCGCAGACAAUAGCAAACCUGUAUAAAAUAUCGUUUAAUAUAAGUGUUCAUGUGUGAGAACGUGCAUAUAGGCGUUGGAAGAAUGAAACAUAGACUACUGCGGACAUAGGACAAUAUACUGAAAUGGGUACUGGCAAUUCAAAAGACAGUCAUACGACAAACUUUGACAGACGAGAUUCUAAAAGGAAUAGCAAGAAAAAAGCAAAAAUGGAAAUUCAAGAUGAGCAAACGGAGAUUAAAGAAAAAUGCCUGAGAAAUCUAAGACAAAUGUUAGCUCAGCAUGUAGAUAAACUGGACAAUAGUGAUAAAACAACAGAGAUAAACAGCCUUCUGGACAUAUUAGAAGAACAGAAAACUAAAGGUAUCAGUUACGACACGAACGGAGAAGUGACGGAGGCACAGCAAUUUAGGGAAACAAUAGAACGAAUCGAAGUUGUUUUGAAAGAAUCUAAGGAAUUCCCUCAGCGAUUAAAAGAUUCAUUUAAAGGUGUGACAAAUGAUAUUUACACGUGUGUAGCAGAAAGUAUACAAGAACACAAUCAACUGUUUAAAAGGAAGACAAGUAUCAGAAGGAAAAAUAGUCGAGCAAAAGAACCAAGACAUCAAACUGGCGUUUCAGCCACAGUUCAGAUAUUCUACUCGCCAGAAGGAAUAAUGAAUGACAUACAAAAGGUUCUGCAAACAACCUUGAGAAGCGAGUCAGGAGCUGUGAAGUUUAUUCCUGUAUGCGACAAAUCCAAAAUUGAUGACAACAUGUUGUUAAUCAUUACAUGCCAUGUAUCAUCAAGGGUUGUUUCGGAUGCAGAACAUGCUAUGAAAGAUAUCACAAAUCCAGCCAAUGCGAUCCUCUUGUUAAUACAUGUCGGUGAGGCACACACAUUUUCAGAUACAAGCAGUUCUUUACAUUUGACAGGGAAUGAAUUUAAGCAUCUGCGAGGAAUUUAUGACAUGUUCUUUGUGAAAAAUAAUAAGGACUUCCUUAGAUGUCCUAUGAACGAAAACAGUAUCAAAGGACUGUGUAUAUUCUGCAAAGAGCUUCCAGACAGUGCAAAUAUUGAAAUUACGAAAUUUUAAAGUUCUAACGAAUAAUGUAUUAUGGCCCUGUCACACUAGACUGCGCUUUCACUGCAUUUGAACGGCAUUGUUAAAUGAAACAAAGCGCCGCGAGACCGCAAUUAAAAUGCAUAUUUUUGAUGACAUGGAUACUUCACGGCGUCCUCACGGCGAUCAUGGCGAUGCUACGAAGCUUCCACGGCGUUUUAAAUGACGAUUGUCUGCGUUCGGAAUGCGCUUCUACUACGUUCUUUGCGCUUCCACUGCGCUUUUUCGACGCUCACACGGCGCUCAUGUUGCGUUAUAAGAGAUGUUAUGGCGCACUUGCUGCUAUCCCAUUGCGCUCUUAUCAGAACGCCGGGUGACGGCGUUUGUUUUUAGCAUGUUAAAAAUGCGCGCCGUUGAUCGGCUUUCUAUUCGAUGCCACUUCGAUGUUGUGGCGAUGUUGCGGCGAUGUUUGUGAUCUAACUGCGCUUAUCUCGGCGUUCUGAAUUUACUUUUGACGCCGUGAGAACGCCGCCCUAGUGUGACAGGGGGUUAAAAUUGGGCAGUCGAUCACUCAUGUCAUAUAUGAAAGCGUUUUAUAACAUUUUUUUCGUGCAUGUGCACAGUAUGGUAAAAUGUUAUCCAAGUAAAACUACUUGAAAACCUUAUGGUGUACAAAGCUACAUCUCUGCUUAUUACUUUCAGUCAUUCCUUAUUCGUAUUAUUUUAUCGACAACAACAACAUUGCCGCAUUCAAUCUUUAAUUGAAAAUGACUUCAAAUCAUGAAAGGAUUAAAAACAAUAAAAACAAGUAACUCUUUCAAUAUUUACCGUUGGCUAAUAAGAUUGCAAAUAAAAAAUACAACAAUGGUAACUUCUUGUUCUUGAUGACUCUCAAUUAAGUUUGUAAACCGUUUUUUAAAUGUAUAAAUCAUUGUUUAAUUACUAUUAAAUGUAUAUUAACAUCUCCUACACCCUGAGACACCCUACCCUGACUGAUUCAUCCUUCAGUUAAGUGAAAUACAUUACAUACUUUAUCCGUGAUGUUGCAUUUGAUUUUAAUUCUAGAUUUUUACUCACAAGGUCAAACAAAACUUUCACAUAUUUUAAAACUGGUUACUUAAUUUUAUCAAUGAGAUUCAUGUAACUGAAAUGCAAAGAAAUGUAAUUAGCUCUUUUCGUGUACUGUUUGGAGAGAUAACUCAGACACUAAAUCACAUAUUUUUUGCAAUAUCUUAAUUACCUCCCUGUAUAUUCUAAAUAUGGAACCACCUUAACAAAGUUCAGUUCAAAGACUUAACACUACACUACAAAAAUUAUGUAUGAAAAUGGAAUCUGGUACUUCUUUAAGGUCCUGAAUGAGGAGUCUUUUUACCCUAAAACAGUAGAUAAAGUCGACACUUAUUUUUUGUCAGUAAAAAGUGACUGGAAAAUCUGCAUCAAUAAUAUAUGUUUUCAUCUUAAAUGUUUCAUCUAUUUUUUUGUGAAUAUUUAAAAGUUUAGGUUAUUUGAAAAACGUUAAAACGUUUACCAAAUUAUAAAAAAAAACCAUCCUAUUCUCUCCUGCUCCUAUACUUUUAGGUGACUAUGUGUUUGUUGAAAGACAAACUUAUAACAAUUAUAUUUAUCAAGUGUCGGGGUUAUCUAUGCCUCGGAAUUAUCUCUCCGACCGGUAUAAACAAUGCCUUAAAUAGUUGCCAGGAGAGUAUUUCAAAAGACAUAUAAAAAGAUCUACCUACAGUUAAAAUAAUUCAAGGUAUGUUAAGGUUUCAACCAUUUCAAGAGAUUUACCUUUAUAUUGUCUGAGUUUACCACCCUUUUCAAAAAUCAUAUUAAAACUUUUGUCUUCGUAAAUUAAGAUUUAAUUAAUAUAUAUCAAACAUUUUACUUUUCGUAAUCCUUCUUUGCUUUCAGGCAAAAUCAUUUUUAGCUCGACUUUUCUAUGAAAAGGGGAGCUAUCCUACUCGCCCCGGCGUCGGCGUCGGCGUCGGCGUUGGCGUCACACCUUGGUUAAGUUUUUCGUACCACCCCACUUUAUUUCAGAAGUAUUACAAGUAUGGCUUUGAAACUUACCAUACUUGUUCACCAUCAUAACCUCCAUCUACAGACAAGAGUACAUAACUCUGUCAAGGUUUUUGACAGAAUUAUGGCCCUUUUUUGACUUAGAAAGUGUAUUGAGCUUGGUUAAGUUUUUUGUACCACCUCACUUUAUUUCAAAACCAUUGGAGGUAUUGCUUUGAAACUGACCAUACUUGUUUACCAUCACGACCUUCAUCAACAGACAAGAGGACAUAACUCUGUCAAGGUUUUUGACAGAAUUAUGCCCCUUUUUGACUUAGAAAAUACAUUGAAUAUGGGUAAAAUCCACUUAUUGCCUUAACCCUUUGAGAUAUUGCUUUGAAACUUUUAAUGCUAUUUCACAUCAUUACCCCCAUCUGUACGCAAGAGAAGGUAACUCUGUCAAUGAUUUGUUUUAAAAAUUAAGGCCUUUUAUCGACUUAGAAUCUUGGUUAAGUUUUUAGUACCAGUCCACUUUUUGACUGAACUGUUUGAGAUAUUAAUUUGAAAGUUGGAAUACUUGUUUACAAUCAUGAUUCCCAAACAUGUCCAGGAGAAGGUAAUUCUGUCAAAGAUUUUAUUUGAAUUAUGGCCCUUAACUGUCAAUGUUUUGUAUUAUAGGCAAGCACUAAAAAACUUAAAAAAUCUAAAAAAAAUUCAUUCCUAUCCACUUGUUCACUUUACCAUAAAUUAUGUCAUAUAAACAUUGCUGUAAUAUUCAAGGGUAUCAAACAACUAGUUCACUUUAAAAAUACAGAGAUUCUUGUAUUGCCUUUUACUGCAAAAACUUUUUUUAUUGGCAAGCAAUAAAAAAGUCGAGCGCGCUGUCUUACGGACAGCUCUUGUAUUAUCUGCUU